This is a messenger RNA of Paracoccidioides brasiliensis Pb18, 885 nucleotides long. RefSeq lists its product as uncharacterized. Gene Ontology annotation, biological process: carbohydrate metabolic process. The transcript is spliced from 3 exons. Gene Ontology annotation, molecular function: hydrolase activity, hydrolyzing O-glycosyl compounds. Bases 1 to 885 code for a protein of 294 amino acids. The record is from RefSeq and is a predicted model, not a curated record.
AUGCGCAGCCCUGGUAAUCCAUUAGAUGCGUACAAAACCUACAAGAGAGGAAAUACGUUUGAUGUGUUUGUCUGGAAUCCAUAUGGCAGUGUUCAUAUCAGACCGGCGUGGCCAGGAUACACUGUGUUACCUGAUUUUCAGCUCCCGGUUCGCAAGAAUGGUGGUCAACCUGAAUUAAGAGAAUUCUUUGACAAAGUUCCAUUGGACGGAAACCUUGCCCUCCAUCCAGUGCAUCCCCCGUUCCCGCUACCGGGAGAACCUGGUAACGUCAGCUAUUAUUACCCUGAGGAUUUCGAUAUCACAAACGCGACAGAAACUGCAUCUGCAUCAAUCGCAUACCUGCGUCAAGGUGCAUCUAAAACCUCCAAAAAUUCCUCUCUGACUACGACGAUGAGUCAUGAAUACCUUCGCACCACUCCAACCCCAGGAUUUCGGAACAUCAACCACCCACCGUACGUUACCAAUCAUGUCCCGGGCGAUCUGGCUGUGCACGCAGAAUCACCAGACGCGACACAUUCGGACGGGGUUGUCGAAUAUGAUAUCCAUAACCUCUAUAGACAUCAUCUUCUUAACGUGACAUACCAUGGUCUGAGGUGUUUUCGAGCAAUCGUCCACGUAUUAUCGGCUGAUCGACCUUCUCAGGGAGCGGGGCAGGGCAUUGGGGGAAGCGACAGCCAGUCCCGCCGGACCUCUACGUUUAUUCUAUGCCUCAAGCAUUGUCGUUUUCGCUCUACGGAAUCCCGAUAUUCGGCGUCGAUGCGUGCGGGUUCAGCGGCAACAGCAAUGAGGAACUUUUGUAAUCGAUGGAUGCGACUCUCUGCUUUCUUUCCCUUCUACAUUAACCACAAUGUGCUCUUAGCAAUCCCACAAGAACCAUACAUCUAG